Molecule: messenger RNA, 3103 nt
Organism: Engraulis encrasicolus (European anchovy)
Lineage: Eukaryota; Metazoa; Chordata; Actinopteri; Clupeiformes; Engraulidae
Exons: 26
Coding region: 1-1974 (657 amino acids)
Cellular component (GO): extracellular matrix
Source: RefSeq, a predicted model, not a curated record
AUGGCCGUCCACAGAGCUAAGGUGUCUGCUGUGUCGUGGUGGUGUGUCCUGCUGCUGUGUCUUGUCCACUGCCAGGCUCAGGAUGAAUACUCUGGAGAUGACUCAGGCGAGACGGGCUCCCUGAUUGGCCGCCAUGAUGGUGACGCUGCAUUCCUACGCCCAGAGUAUCCUCCCGAGCCCACGCAGGGCUACGACGAGGACAACACAGCGUCAGCAUACGACCCCUACGCCCCCGGCCCCACCCACGUCACCUUGAUCACGGAGGACGAAGAGUCCUACCCCUACGAGACAACCGAGUCGUACGGAUACGCCAAGGAGGACGAGCCAGAAACCACAGAGGUGCCCUUUGAGGAAGGAGACUCCAGUGAAGAGGUGGUGCAGGAGGAGGGGCCAACGGAAUGUGACUGCCAGCCAGGAGAGCCGGGAUUCGCCGGUUUCGCCGGGCCAAAGGGCUCCAGGGGUCUGCAAGGCAAGACGGGAUUCCCCGGCCCACAAGGCCGCCAGGGUUACAAGGGAACCAAGGGAGUGAGGGGACGUGGAGGAGACACUGGCCCUGUGGGAGAUCCAGGUCUCGAUGGAGAGGAGGGAGCUUCAGGAUUCUCUGGAGCCAUGGGUGUUCCAGGUCCCCAGGGUGAUAGAGGGGAGUUUGGAAUCCUCGGCCUCAAGGGUGACAUCGGCAUGGAGGGGCCACGUGGUGGAGUUGGGGACACAGGAGAUGUUGGUCCAAUUGGUCCUCCUGGUACCACCGGGUCGAGAGGCGUAAAAGGCCCGAAGGGAUCCAUUGGCAAACUGGGCAAGCAGGGCCCAGAGGGUCGAGAGGGACUGAAGGGCCGUAUCGGAGCCCCUGGGUUCUCGGGAGACCACGGAGAGCAAGGCUACCUCGGCUACCCUGGAGUGCCAGGUGAUCCUGGACCCACUGGUCGCAAGGGAGACAGGGGCAUUGGUGGCAUGCCCGGAAGCGACGGGGAGCCUGGAGAAGAUGGACCUCUUGGAGUGACAGGAGUUAGCGGAGUGCCAGGAGCUUUUGGACCUAAGGGGGCGAAAGGUGAAGUCGGGCCGAGAGGCAAAAGAGGAAGAGUGGGCGCCGGGGGCCCGCUGGGGGAGAGGGGAGAUGCUGGCGUCCCAGGACAGCCCGGCCCCAAGGGGCUAUCAGGACAGCCUGGAGCCAAAGGAGAGACUGGAGCAGAUGGCAUGACAGGUGCAGUGGGAAGGCCCGGCAUUAAGGGAGUCAAAGGUCAAAAGGGCGGUUUUGGUGACCGAGGCGAUAAAGGACAGCAAGGUGAGCGAGGUCGUCAGGGCAUCGCCGGGAAGGUGGGCCGCGUGGGACCGCCGGGUAUCCCUGGGGAGAGGGGCGACUCGGGGCCCAGUGGAGACGCAGGGGUCAGAGGUCGUCCUGGACCAAAGGGCGUGCUGGGUGAAGCUGGCCCUGGUCUGACGGACGCCCAGGUGCUGCAGCUGUGCCAGGGGGUGGUGACGGCCCAGAUCUCCCAGUACGCCUCCUCCAUCCGCUCCAAGUGUGCGCAGGGCUGCCCCGUCAACAACCGCACCCUCAUCGGACCCCCCGGGGCCCGGGGACCCUCCGGACCGCCUGGCAAGCCUGGUAAAGCGGGUAAGUCGGGAUCCAAGGGAGACCGCGGUGCCAGAGGACCUGUAGGGGUGGAGGGAACCAAGGGCCUGGAUGGAGACGCAGGUUCAAAGGGUCGUAAAGGAGACAGGGGAGACGGCGGGAAAGGCCUCCGAGGACACGACGGACCCCAAGGGCUACGAGGGCUGCCCGGCCACCCAGGCGUCCCCAAGGACGGCAUGGAGGGCCCCCAGGGUCCCCGCGGCUUCCCCGGGCCUGUGGGCCAGCCUGGCAUGGAUGGUGGCGCAGGCGUGCCGGGCAUAUGCGAGGCGAGAGACUGCAGCAUCCACGCGCCCGUCAUGCGCAAGGAGAUGGGCCUGGUGAAGGGACCGGUGAGCACCAAGAUGUAACGUCGUAACUCAACGGAAGAAGAGGAGAGGAAGAGGAGAAGAGGAAGAGAGGAAGAGGGAGAGGGAGAAAGGGGAAGAGGGAGGACAACAUUGGAGUCCAUCUGCAGACUUGAAACACAGAGAGUCCAGCCAGAAGUCUUGCAUUGUGAAGUUGUCAUUGAGCCCGUUUAUAUGCACAUCAAUAAACUGUUUAUGAACAGGUUUUUGGAGUAACCGGUUUAUUCAAGUGCUCAUAUAAAACGGAAUAAACAGUUUAUAAUAAUCGGUUUGUUAUCGGUUGAGAAAUCUGAUUUGCACAGGUAGGUUUUUGGCAAAUAAACUGAUUUCUCGUGUCAUGUAUCCAGCAUAAUUGGGUUAUUAUCAGGUUAUUGACAUUCUAGAAUGAUAAGUAGCCAAUCACAUGCCUUGAAUUUCAGUUUCGUGUCACAUUCUUGAGUGGAACACAUGCAACCGACAGACUGCAUGUUAACGACAAUAAACCGUUUACUCCAAUAACCUGUUUAUUGCAAUAACCCGAUUAUUGCGGCAAUGUCAACGGGCUCACUGGCUGCUGAAACAUCUCAUCUGAGGAUUGGCUCCCUUGAAGAAACACUUGCACCAACCAGAGGAGAAAAAAAACAAAGAAACAAACAAAAAAAGACUUUUGGAGCACAGCGGUACCAAAGACUGAAGUAAUCUCUGUUAAGACUCAAUGUGCAGCACACACAAAUUAUUUUUACAUUGCCUGGAGUGACCAUCCAAGUCAACAUUUUCUAUGGUGCAAAAUACUGUAACCAGCCAGUGACCCAUGUUCAUUUUGUCUGUUUUAUCUGUUUCACUCUGGUCAUACAUGACAAAUGCUGUGGAUACACUAAAAUAAAGAUGUGUAAAUAAUUUUGUAAAGCAUCUUCUGUAUGUAUUGUGUGUUCUGAGAUAACUUGUUUGAAGAUAAACAUUGUCUUGCCUUUUCCAAUCAAGGUGGCCCUUCAGUUUUUCAGUACAUCUACUUGUGACUAGUUUCAAAUGUUUAGUUUUUAAAGUUCGUUUGAAAAACAAAUUGGCAAACCAUUUUUUUUCCUUUUCACCUUUUCAUUUCUGUCUCAACCAGAAUGAACCAUAAUGAGCCAUACAAUUGGAUUUUUCUUCAAAA